UGGACUUGAUGGGUGUUUCAGGGAUAUCUAAAGAGCGCUAUUAUGAGCUUUUGAUGAAAUGUAGAAAGCUACAGUUACUUGACUUAAGCUUCUGUGAUAAUAUUGAUGGUGAAGAGAUUGCUUAUUGGGCCCGAACUUUUAAAGUUAACAUCAAAUGCAGUCAUAUACCUAAUGUGCCUAAUGAUAUGAGAUACUAAUCACAUUUAACACUGUACAAACUUCAAACGAACCUAACAUAACAUAAAUCUAAAAAUAUACAUACAUAUGUAGAUGGAUAUCGAAAACAAAUAAUUAAUUGCAUUUCAGAGGUUAUAGAAUACGGAACUGCAAAGCUAGGUGCGGCUCCGCACUGAAUGUGUCCCACGCUGAAAUUUAUCACUCGAAAGCCAAGCAGAGGUACAGCAAAGGAUUUUUGAAUGUCCUACGACCCACUUAAAGCAAAAGCUCUCUUAGGAAUGAGCAAAGAAGAUACUUAUGUACAAACUGGCGUGUUCGAGUACAUGACUAAAGGCUUGGAGUACCCUUCAAAAGGUUAUGUCGCAGUUGGGAUGACCCUGGCUCAAAAAAUACAGUCGAGCACAUCCUAUGCGGGUGUCCAAGAAUCGCAAAGAUAAAGCUGAAGACAAUCGGCCAGCCAUUCCUGCAGAAUGUUUGAGAGUGCAGCUGCUUCUCUCCGUAUGACAUCCUGAAAUUCAUUAAAUCUGGCAAAUGGCUCUUAAUUUUUUUAAUUAUACCGGGAUGUCAAGAAAUUUAUGCCGCGCGUGCUUACUAGAGAAAAAAAUAUCGGAGCUUUUUGAUUGGUACAUAUUAAUGGAUAAAGCAAACGAACCGUUGACAUAUCAGGAAUGCUUUCAAAUUUGCACCCAAGUGGAUGUAAAAAAAGCGGAUGCUACAUCAUCUUAUGUUAAGGAUAUGCAUUUCCUUUGUCACGACUGCAUUCAGGAAUUGAUAACUUCAUAUCGGUUUUUAAGAAAGGCUCAAAGGUCUGCCCAAGAGCUAUAUGCCUUAGCCCAGGGGCAUUAUAAUUUAACUGACAAUAAAAUCAAUGAGUUUGAAUAUGUAAAUAUUCAAGAGUUAGUUAAAAAUGGGGAUUUUAUGGAAAAUUCAUCGUUAAUAGAUACUGGAGGCGACCUUAAAUCAGGAAAGGAACUUCCGAUAUUAUCUUAUAAACACUGUUCUAAAAAUCAUGGUCAACCAAACAACGAAGACGGUCCUUUGGGGAAUUCUUUGUUGCAAUUAAAAGAACCAACUCAUCAAAUAACGCAAGGUUUAAUAACAUCGAGUCUUCAAGAAUUUGCUCUUUCGAAAGCCGAUCGGUCCUUCAACAGCCCUGAAUGUGAAGAAAUCACACUGGAAAAGGUCGAAAAUGGACACGAUGCACCAUUUGUCUCAAUAUCUGAUUGCUUAAAUGAAAAAGAUACAACCAUUAUUGAUAACUCCAAAAAUAAAAGAGUAAGAAAGAAAAAUCCAAAACUAAAUACAAGAGUUAAAGAAGUAGCGCAACGGAAUAAACCGUGUUUAAAAUAUAAGGAAAUGCCUUGUGAGUAUUGUAAUAAAUUAUUUCCGGAGAACAAAUUGAGACAGCAUAAAUCGCGUUAUCAUAGACCAAAGAUCUUUCUUUGCGACAUUUGCCCAAGUUCAUUCAGUAUCGCCAACAAUCUGCGACGACACCAACGCACGCAUGAUUUAAAUCGUCAACGAAACUUCUCUUGCAACGAGUGUGGGCGUAAAUUUUUUACGGAAGACGUCUAUCGGACUCACAUCAAAACACACCAGUCAUCCCGUCAAUCUAAAUUUAACUGCAAUCAAUGCGAUAAAGUAUUCCUGCACAAGGGCAGUCUCACCCUCCACAUUCAGAAACACGGUGAACCCAAAAAUGAAUGUAGCGUUUGCAUGAAACGAUAUGUUAGAAAAGUAGAUUUGGAAGUGCAUAUGCGUAAUCAUUCCGGGGAAUUGCCAUAUCAAUGUCCUUUGUGCGAAAGGGCUUUUAUGACUACCAGUGCUUUAAGAAAGCACGAAUUACUUCAUAAUGGUAUCCGGUAUAAAUGCGGCAUCUGUAACAAAGAGUACUCACACCCCUCAAAACUUAGCCGGCAUCGCUUACAUCAUACUGGUCUACCAUUUAAGUGUGCAAUAUGUGACCGAGGAUUUGCCGAGCCCAAUAAGAUACGAAGACAUAUCAGAUGUGUACACAAAGUAGAAGACGAUUCGCAAAUCAAUAAACUCACCAUCAAGGUGUGAAAAAAAAUUCGAACGUCCGAUAAGAGAGCCAAACAGUUUAUAUUAAGAUUAGUUGUACAUAUAUGUAUGUAUAUUUAUUGGGUUAGGUUACCCUUGAUGGUUGCUAAGUUUAGUUUAGUUUAUUAGUAUGCAUUAAAAGGCAAACAUUUUAAUGAUA
This is a messenger RNA of Rhagoletis pomonella (apple maggot), 2398 nucleotides long. RefSeq names its product zinc finger protein 600-like. The record is from RefSeq and is a predicted model, not a curated record. Bases 709 to 2241 code for a protein of 510 amino acids. Gene Ontology annotation, cellular component: nucleus; chromosome. Lineage: Eukaryota; Metazoa; Arthropoda; Insecta; Diptera; Tephritidae. Gene Ontology annotation, biological process: regulation of transcription by RNA polymerase II. Gene Ontology annotation, molecular function: zinc ion binding; chromatin insulator sequence binding. The transcript is spliced from 8 exons.